Impatiens glandulifera is the source of this 600-nucleotide messenger RNA. RefSeq names its product protein LURP-one-related 15-like. The coding region runs from base 1 to 600 and encodes 199 amino acids. The record is from RefSeq and is a predicted model, not a curated record. The transcript is spliced from 3 exons. Lineage: Eukaryota; Viridiplantae; Streptophyta; Magnoliopsida; Ericales; Balsaminaceae.
AUGGCGUCAACUUCCAGCUCCGGCCAGAUCUCAGUCGUGAACCCUAAAUUCUGUACAGCUUACCCAGUUGAUAUGACCAUAAAACAGAAGUUCUCCGUCCUAAGUAAAACCAAAUACGCCGUCACCGGCGUUAAUGGGGAUAUCUUGUUUCAGGUGACAGGGAACUUCUUCGGCCUCCAUGUCCGUCGCUACCUCCUUGAUCCCGCCGGAAACACCAUCCUCACUCUUCAGCAAAGUAGUAUGAGCAUGCAUUCAAGAUGGGAAGUUUUCAGGGGAGACAGUACAGAUUAUAAGAAUCUAUUAUUUAGCGUGAAGAGGUCGAAUAUAUUCCAAAUAAAGAGAGAAUAUGAUGUUUUCAUGGCUACCAAUCCAGAGGAAAAUGAUUGCUGUGAUUUCAAAUUCUGUAAAAAAGAGAUCUAUGCUGGAAACUCUAAAAACAUAGUUAUUGCUCAGAUGCACAAUCAAAUUGGUUUUAUAAGUAACAAAUACUCUGUUACUGUUUAUCCUAAUGUUGAUUGUGUCUUUAUAAUUGCACUAGUUGUGAUUUUUCAAGAGAUCCAAUCAAGAACAAGAAGACAUCAUAAUAAUGGAGGAAUGUGA